Molecule: messenger RNA, 3135 nt
Organism: Carlito syrichta (Philippine tarsier)
Lineage: Eukaryota; Metazoa; Chordata; Mammalia; Primates; Tarsiidae
Gene: ZNF235
Product: zinc finger protein 235
Exons: 4
Coding region: 42-2255 (737 amino acids)
Biological process (GO): regulation of transcription by RNA polymerase II
Cellular component (GO): nucleus
Molecular function (GO): DNA-binding transcription factor activity, RNA polymerase II-specific; RNA polymerase II transcription regulatory region sequence-specific DNA binding
Source: RefSeq, a predicted model, not a curated record
UUCCCAGAGCUCUGCUUUUUCCUGGAAGGAAGAGAAGAAAAAUGACCAAGUUCCAGGAGGCAGUGACCUUCAAGGACGUGGCUGUGGCCUUCACCGAGGAGGAGCUGGGGUUGCUGGACUCUGCCCAGAGGAAGCUGUACCGAGAUGUGAUGCUGGAGAACUUCAGGAAUCUGGUCUCCGUGGGACAUCAGUUCUUCAAACCAGAUAUGAUAUCCCAGUUGGAGAAAGAGGAAAAACUUUGGCUGAGGGAGUUCCAGACCCCAAGAGGAAGGCAUUCAGGAGACAGUCAUCAAAAUGAGAUGGAGGUUCUUCACCAAGCAGGAUUAAAGUGCCUUUCACUGGAAGAGCUUUCAUGCUGGCAAAUCAGGAGACACGUUGUAAGCAAAUUAACCAGACAUCAAGACUCCCUGAUAGAUAUUGAAGGAAAGAGUUCUCAGUGCCCCAAGCAACAUGAUUCCCCCUGUCAAGUGGGAGCAGGAGAAUCUAUUCAGGCUUCUGUAGAUGACAGCUGUCUGAGGAAUCUGAUAGGGGAUCAUUCUAAUAUCAUUGAAAAUCAAGAAUUACCAACUGAGAGAGUUCAGAAUUCUUGGAGUAAAAUAUAUUCGAAUGAGACUGAGAAUUAUCAAAGAAGUUGUAAGCAGACUCAGAUGAAAACCAAAUUAUGUAUAUUUGCUCCAUGUGUUGACAUUUUCGGUUGCAUUUCACACCACCAUAAGGAUAAUGUAGUGCACAAAAGAGAUCAGACUCAUAGCAGCAGUGAUUGCGGCAAAGACAUCCUCACGAUUUCACCUCUUACCCAGCGCAGUAUCCACACAGGACAGAACACCUACCAAGGAAGUGAAUGUGAAAAAGCCUUCAGUGGUAGCUCCAGUCUUGAACUUCAUCGCCAGGUACACUUGGGAAAGAAGUCCCCUACAUGCAGUGCACACGAGGACACCAGUUAUAGGCCAGGUAUUCCUGUUCAACAGAGUGUUCGCACAGGGAAAAAACGCUAUUGGUGUCAUGAAUGCGGUAAGGGUUUCAGCCAGAGCUCCAACCUGCAAACUCAUCAGAGAGUCCACACAGGCGAGAAACCCUAUACAUGCCACGAGUGUGGUAAGAGCUUUAAUCAGAGCUCCCAUCUUUAUGCUCAUUUGCCUAUUCACACGGGAGAGAAGCCCUACAGAUGUGACAUUUGUGGGAAGGGCUUCAGUCGUAGCACCGAUCUGAACAUUCACUGCAGAGUUCAUACUGGAGAGAAGCCUUAUAAAUGUGAGGUGUGUGGAAAGGGCUUCACGCAGAGGUCACAUCUUCAGGCCCACGAGAGAAUCCACACUGGAGAGAAACCAUAUAAAUGCGGAGAUUGUGGUAAACGGUUUAGUUGUAGCUCAAAUCUUCAUACCCACCAGAGAGUCCACACUGAGGAAAAGCCAUACAAAUGUGAUGAGUGUGGUAAGUGCUUUAGUUUGAGUUUUAAUCUUCAUAGUCACCAACGAGUCCACACAGGAGAGAAACCAUAUAAAUGUGAAGAGUGUGGGAAGGGUUUUAGUUCAGCCUCGAGUUUCCAGAGCCAUCAGAGGGUUCACACAGGAGAGAAACCAUUUCGAUGCAAUGUGUGUGGUAAAGGCUUCAGUCAGAGUUCAUAUUUUCAAGCCCAUCAGAGAGUCCACACUGGAGAAAAACCAUACAAAUGUGAAGUGUGUGGAAAGCGCUUCAAUUGGAGCUUGAAUCUUCACAAUCAUCAGAGAGUUCACACAGGAGAGAAGCCUUAUAAGUGUGAGGAAUGUGGUAAAGGUUUCAGUCAGGCCUCAAAUCUUCAAGCCCAUCAGAGUGUCCACACUGGGGAAAAGCCAUUCAAAUGUGAUGCAUGUCAGAAGCGGUUCAGUCAGGCCUCACAUCUUCAAGCCCAUCAGAGAGUCCACACCGGAGAGAAACCAUAUAAAUGUGACACGUGUGGUAAAGCCUUUAGCCAGAGGUCAAAUCUUCAAGUCCAUCAGAUAAUUCACACUGGAGAGAAACCAUUUAAAUGUGAGGAGUGUGGGAAAGAAUUCAGUUGGAGUGCUGGUCUCAGUGCUCAUCAGAGGGUCCACACAGGGGAGAAACCCUAUACAUGUCAGCAGUGUGGGAAGGGCUUCAGUCAGGCCUCACAUUUUCACACACACCAGAGAGUUCACACUGGAGAGAGGCCUUACAUAUGUGAUGUCUGUUGUAAGGGCUUCAGUCAGAGAUCACAUCUCGUCUACCAUCAGAGGGUCCACACUGGAGGGAAUCUGUAGAAAUGUGAUGUGUGGCAUAGCUUUCAGUUAGGGUUUACGUCUUCGUCUCCAUUGGGAAGUCUGUGCUGAUGACUGUGGAAAUGUUCCCUCAGAACUCAGAAGCUUCAAAGUAUCUUCCCUGGAAAGAAGCUCUCUAAAAUGCUGUGUUUUUAUUGAAGACUCAGUUGGGACAUCAGAUUUCACAGAUGAGAAAAAGUAUUUUUUCUAUAAAUAUGAUCAGAGUUUAUGUCGAAGUUCCAAAGUGUCACAGUUCUCAAGACACAACACAGCAGAAGAAUCUUAUUCAUUAGAGUCUACCCAGGAAGAGGCCUUACUUUAAGAAAAAUAUAAUGAUUGACACACAAAAUUGAUGUCAACUGAAAUGUAACCUCCAUGUAGGGAGAUUUUUUUUUUUUUAAACCACUAUCUCUACCAUGUAGAACUGUGCUUGGCUCAUAAUAGGGCCCAGCAAUUAGUGAAGAAAGUGGAGAAAAUCCUUAUCACUAGGACAGAUAUUUGAAAAUUGUGGUCAGUUUCCUGCCCUAAAUACAUAUUAAUUUAUAACCAAAAGGAAUCCUCCAAGUAGCCUUAAUAACAUUAAGUUCAGGAAGUAUUAAAGUACAGAAAAUCAUGUAAUACUACCAUCCAAAGUAAUACGAAUUUGGACAAAAGAUUUGUCAGUGGAUUCCAUCUUUUAUCCAGUCUCAGUUCUUUGUAUAGACUAUUAUCAGUUGUGUACAGUGUAAAUUUUAGUAUCAUUAGUUUGUACUUUAUAGACUGAAAAAUACUGUUUUUUUAAAUUAAUAAUGCAACACUGCAAUUUACAUACUUUUGGGACCUGAAUUUAUUGGAGUUUAACUCUGGAAGUGUAAAAGGUAGUUACUGAUGACAAAAAGUUUUU